AUCCGGAAGACUAUAACAUUCGAGCUGGCUCAAAAUACUGCAAAGAAGGCGGGGUAAUUCACCAAGUCAUGGACCUUGUUCUUCACAAGGAUUACGAAGGUGGUAAAUGGGACAAUGAUGUAGCUAUAAUGCGGCUAGCAGAGCCUCUGACCUUCAGUUAUGUCAUCAGUGCAAUAGGAAUGGCGGAGGUGGAUGAAGAGAUUCCAAAUGGGGGGGAAUGCAUUGUCACAGGUUGGGGCAAGAUGUCGGAGAAUGCAACUGAAUCAUCUCCAACAUUAAGAAGAGUGUUAGUCCCCAAAAUAUCCCAAGAAGAUUGCGCAGAAGUGUACAAUAGCCAUGGUUACCCCAUAACUCGGACUAUGGUAUGUGCAGGAUAUUUAGAAGGAGGGAAAGAUGCUUGCCAGGGUGAUAGUGGCGGUCCUCUGGUCUACAAUAACAAGUUGUCGGGCAUCGUAUCCUGGGGCAUAGGUUGUGCUGAACCUGGCUUUCCUGGAGUAUAUUCUAAUGUAGCAACCUUGAGGGAAUGGAUUGAUACAAAUAUUAACAACUUGAAGACGAAGCAUGAGAAAAUUACUGUUUAAAUGCAUCAAUAUUAUAUAGCUUUGUGUUGAUGAUUGUUACGAGUUUCCUGUAUUUUAUGAUAAUUUUAUACACAGAUGAAUUGACACAAUAAUGUAAUUUUGAGAAUUUUGAUGGUAUUUA
This is a messenger RNA of Manduca sexta (tobacco hornworm), 702 nucleotides long. Its product is annotated as vitellin-degrading protease-like. Gene Ontology annotation, biological process: proteolysis. The transcript has 3 exons. The record is from RefSeq and is a predicted model, not a curated record. Bases 69 to 581 code for a protein of 170 amino acids. NCBI's taxonomy places the organism in Eukaryota, Metazoa, Arthropoda, Insecta, Lepidoptera, Sphingidae. Gene Ontology annotation, molecular function: serine-type endopeptidase activity.